AUGUCAGUUAGUCUAUCCAUACAAUUGAUGACUGUUGCCGCAGCGCUCAGUAGUCUUGAAUAUAGACAUAAAUUUACUGCCCGACACCAAACACCUAAAGCUGAAUACGAUUACAUAGUUAUCGGUUCGGGAACUGCCGGCGCAACAGUGGCCGCCCGACUCAGCGAACUAUCUAAUGUUGAGGUAUUACUUCUGGAAGCGGGUGGUCCGGGAAAUAUGAUGUUUGACGCACCGGCACUGGCAAACCUUCUGAUCGAUGGUCAAUGGAAUUGGAACUAUACUAAUGUUAAACAAUCGGUUGGUUUGGGAUUGAAAAAUAAAGUCAUACCAGAGCAUAGAGGCUAUGCACUGGGAGGUUCUUCAUCUAUUAGUUCAUUGGCAUACAAUAGAGGUAACCCACGGGGUUACGAUGCCUGGGCUAAUAAAUACGGUGCUACCGGUUGGGGUUGGGAUGGUGUGCGACCAUAUUUUUUAAAAUGGGAAAAUAAUACCGACACUGAUCUCGUAAAAACCUAUCCCGAGUGGCACAGCACUGGUGGUCCGGUUCAGGUCAGUACGUGGACAAACCCCGACCCGAUUUAUCAGUUAUUGAUCCGCGCGAACAACGAGUUAGGCUAUCCGACCACCGAUAUCAAUGGUCCCAAACAAUUAGGUGUAGCUCUAUGUCAAACAUAUGUCAGUACUAGUGGUGUCCGAAUGAGUUCGUCCAACUCAUACCUUGAGGGCAAUCGGAGGCCAAACCUUGAUAUUAGUGUCCAUUCGCGAGUAACUCGAGUGCUAUUUAAUGGUCACACGGCUACCGGUGUUGAGUAUGUAAGAGAUGGUCUCAAAAAUGUUGCAAAAGUGAAAAAAGAGAUUAUAAUAAGUGCAGGUGCUAUAAAUACCCCGCAGUUACUUAUGCUGUCAGGUAUAAGACCGGCAAAACAUUUGCGUAAAUUUUCCAUUAAAGUGUUGGCCGACCUACCCGUCGGUAUUGGUCUGCAGAAUCAUCCGCAACUUAAUAUACGAGCCUUUAUUAAAGAUGACUCAUUGGUCACAACCAGUCGACAACAGGACGCUGACUGUUCCCAAUCUAUACGAAUGGUUUACCAAUGCGACAAGAAUUGGCCGGACCUGGCAUUGGAGGUAUGGCUAGAAUAUCAAUCCAAUGAUAUCCAGUCAUCGGCACAAGAAUUCGAUAACGUAGACGACUGGACACACUAUCUGCAAGAGUACGCCAAUCGCUAUUACUUUACAAUGCUUCCCAUUCAUCUAAUGCCCCGAAGUCGUGGCUACGUAUACUUACAGUUCAACAAUCCAUUUGCUCCGCCGAUAAUAGAUCAACAAUUUUUGAUGCAUCCAAAAGAUAUGGACGAGUUUGUUGUGACCGUUCGGUACGCACUUUAUGUGGCCGAACGGUCAUCACUGGCACAAUACUUAUUGCCAUUGCAACCCAUACCCGGUUGUUAUGCCUGUCCGCACAAAUCAUAUCUAUAUGAAUGUGAUUCAUAUAUACGAUGUCACAUAAAACAGUUAACAGAGAGUGGUCUACACGACUGCUGUACCGUACGUAUGGGUGAUCCCAACAGUAAGGAUACAGUAUUGGAUCCGCGGCUACGCGUCAAAGGUUUCAAAAGACUGCGAGUGUGCGAUGCGUCGGUGUUUCCUAAUAUACCCAAUGCUAACACAAAUGCGGCCACUUUUAUGACCGGCGAAAAGUGUGCCGAAAUGAUCAAAGAGGAUAACUAUUAUGUAUUAUAACAAUUAUAUAACA
Molecule: messenger RNA, 1753 nt
Organism: Oppia nitens
Lineage: Eukaryota; Metazoa; Arthropoda; Arachnida; Sarcoptiformes; Oppiidae
Product: L-sorbose 1-dehydrogenase-like
Exons: 4
Coding region: 1-1740 (579 amino acids)
Molecular function (GO): oxidoreductase activity, acting on CH-OH group of donors; flavin adenine dinucleotide binding
Source: RefSeq, a predicted model, not a curated record